Messenger RNA from Coturnix japonica (Japanese quail), 1695 nucleotides. RefSeq names its product fibulin-7-like. The record is from RefSeq and is a predicted model, not a curated record. Gene Ontology annotation, molecular function: calcium ion binding. NCBI's taxonomy places the organism in Eukaryota, Metazoa, Chordata, Aves, Galliformes, Phasianidae.
CUGAGAGAGAGAGAACGAAGGAGGUUGAGCUGGGCUGGGGAACAUCCCGGAGCCCCUGAAAUCCAGCAGAUCUGUGGCCAGCCCUGCCGCGAUGCUCAUCCCGCUGCCAGGCUGGGUGGCCCUGUGCAUCCUGCAGCUGGCCCUUGUCAGCACCCAGGAGUGCCUGAGCCCCCAGCAGGUGCUCAGCACCGUGCGUCAGAUGCAGAAGCUGCUGUCGGCACAGGAGGCUGCCCACCUCCAGGGCACACGCAGCCUCAAGAAGCAGCUCUCAGUGCUGCACAGCCACAUCCAGAGGCUCGCUGGCAAACGCAACGACAGCUGUCCGCAGCUGGCGGUGCCCCUGAACGGGAGGAAGCUGGGCCGGAGCUCACGGCUGGGCCAUGAUGUUCACUUCAUCUGCAACGCUGGAUAUCAGCUGGUGGGCUCGGAGUCACGGACCUGCCGGAGAGACCGCAGCUGGAGCGGCACCCAGCCCUUCUGCAGAAGUAUCGAUGAAUGUUCCAGCAACCCGUGUGCCAAUGGUGGGACCUGUGUGGAUGGCAACCAGAGCUACACAUGCCUGUGCCCACGGGGCUGGUCAGGAGCCAGCUGCCAGAGCCCUGUCUAUGCCUACUGGGUGACGCUGAGCAACUCAUCCUUCAGCCGCCAGCCCCGCUGCGCCGAAGGCCGCCCGGGCUCACGGCACUGCAGCUGUGAUGCCGGCUUCCAGAUGCGAGCAGGAGGUGUUUGCCAAGAUGUGGAUGAAUGCCAGCUUUUCCAGCCUAACCCCCAGACCCGGAUCUGCCUCCACGACUGCCUCAACCUCCCUGGUUCCUACCGCUGCCUCUGCCCACCGGGGUACGUGCUCCAUGCUGACCGCAACACCUGUGAGGAUGUGGAUGAGUGCGCUGGGAGCCAGCACAACUGCACCCACGGUGAGCUCUGCAUCAACACCUUCGGGGGUCACCGCUGCGUGCGCCCCAAGUGCCCCCCACCACGCCACAACACCAGCUAUGUCAAGACCUCCAGCUUCCAGUGUGAGAGGAACCCCUGCCCCACGGACAGCCGAGCCUGCCGCCUGGCCGCCACCUCCAUCUCCUUCCACUACCUGCCACUCCAGGCCAACCGCACCGUGCCCCGCGUCCUCUUCAAGAUGUCCACCACCCGCUUCGUGGGUGACAGCCUGCGCUUCGCCAUCAUAGGUGGAAGGGGUCAGGGUGUCUUUGCUGUGCGGCGAUCAGACCGGCAGACAGGAGAGCUGGUGCUCAGCAGCCCGGUGGUGGGACCAGCCACACUAGAGGUGGAGCUGGAGAUGAGCGAGUUCUCCCGCAAGGUGCUGCUGGGCAAGCACAUCUUCAAGGUCACGGCCUUUGUGUCCCAGUAUGAGUUUUGAUAUAUGGCUCUGCUGGAGGCAGAUGUGGCUCUUUCCCAGGGAGUGAUGGAGUGGGAUCAGACCUCAGCCAUCGUCCUGUUAGAGCCAUUUAUGGGAGCUGGCCUCAGUGGGUCCUUCCAAGGUGGGAGAUGCUGAUAUCGUAGGAUUCCUCAUGCUUGCUCAUGGCUGUUAGAGCAUAGAAGACCCCUUGCCCAUUGCUGAUGCUGCCAGGAGGAAUCAAGAAGCCAUGCUGGGGGGGUUACAGCAGGAGGGGGCCUAUCUGUGCCAGCCUGCUGUGCCUCCCCACACCUCAUACCUAUCCAAUAAAAGGAAAGUGCCUGUGA